ACAAUGACUAGUCGUUUCGGUAAAUCACUGUUUCGAUUGCAAUUCGCCAGCUCUUUGGUGCGACUGUCAGUUAUCGAGUGCGAGUGUCGACGAAGGUCAAACGUGACGCACAUUAAUCUUAUCGAUACUUUACAGCGAGAUGAACAAGAACAUUGAUCGAGGAUGGGCAUGGAUCGUAGCUGUAGCGAGUUUUUGUACUAUGUUUACCUCACUUGGGGUCUUUCGAUCCACCAGUGUCAUCUACGUGGCUCUAGUUGACGUUUUAAAUGUCAGUAGAGAAAAUGCUGCUUGGCCAUUCACUUUGGCAGCAUCCCUGCUAUCUAUUUUAGGUGUAUUCGUGGGAAUUCUUGCUGAGUAUUUUUCGAUCAGGACACUCGUUUUUUAUGGCACUCUUCUAUCGUCUAUCGGAGUGGCACUAUGUUAUACAGCCAAUAAUAUCGUAUUAAUAGUAGUAUAUUUUGGAAUUAUCUUUGGAAUAGGGUCCGGAUUAGCCAAAAAUUCUAACGUCAUAGCAAUUAACCAGUACUUUGUUAAAUACAGAACCAUGGCAACUGGCCUUUCACUCGCGGGUUCUUCUAUAGGAUCUUUCGUCUUACCACCUCUAACAGAAUAUUUAAUGAUCGAAUACGGUUUAAGAGGAAGUUUCCUAUUAUUAAGUUCUGUUCUGGUACAAAGUUUGGUGACGGCCAUGUUAUUCAGACCCAUUAAACAAAGCGCAAAACGUAAUCGAGUAGAGAUGGAGGACGUUGCCUUAGAUGGGCUCGAAUCGGAGAAGAUGCUAAGCACCAAAGAGGAAUCGAAGUUUCUUAAAAUAAUGAAAAUGCUCUAUCAACUGUUUAAAAUACCCAUUUUUUAUGUAAUUAUAUCGACCUUUUCUUUUAACAUGUUUUGCUUCAUUACCUAUCAAACUGUGGUCGUCGAUUAUGCCUCAGAUCGUUCUAUAGCAGUAACCAGGGGUGUUUUUAUUGUAUCGGUUUUCUCAUUUUCUGAUUUAUGCGGUAGAUUAGCUUGUGGAUGGAUUACAGAUUUAGGUUUCAUGAAAAGAAAAAAUUUAGUGGUCGUGUGCUGUUUCGGAAUGGGAAUACUAUUCUUUUGUGUACCCCAUUUUUCAAGUUUUACAAUGAUGCUCGUCAUUGCGCUUUGUUUGGGCAUCUUCACUGGUUGUCUGGUCGUUAACAGCUACGUUCUUUUUACAGAAUAUCUUGGUUUAACUAGGUUACCAUUAUCUUUAGGUUUAGGCAAUACAUUUUUUGGAUUAAUAAAUUUUGCUGCACCCCUUUUAAUAGGAUAUUUUAGAGACAUCAAAGGUAGUUACGAUCCAAUAUUUUACAUAUUAGGAGGAAUGGAAAUAUUCCUUGGUUUAUGCUGGAUUAUAGAACCCUUUUUACAGACAGUCUGGAGUUGUUGUGCUUUGAUGAAUGUCAUGGCAAGGAAAAACGAUACAGAUUCUAGAGAUGGAGGGUGGGCGUGGGUUGUUGCCAUUGCUUGUUUUGUCACCAAUUUUAUUUCUGUUGGAUUUCUUAGAUCGGGGAGUGUACUUUAUGUUUCGUUUACACAAAUUCUGGGAUUAAGUCGAGUUCAAUCGGCAUGGCCGUUAAGUCUGAUGGCUUCGGUGAUGCAUUUAUCAGGACCCAUAUUUUCCUGUUUAAUUCAAUAUCUCACCAUUCGAAAAUUGGUUAUGAUCGGUAGUGUUCUUUCAGCUUCUGGAUGCAUUCUUUGCUAUUUUUCAUUACAUUUUAUCUCUCUUAUCUUGUUUUUGGGAAUUGUUAACGGUUUAGGUAAUGGUCUCAUCUAUACUUUCAAUCCGGUUAUCAUCAAUAUGCAUUUUAAUAAAUAUAAAACCACAGCAAUGGGAAUAUUUAGAGGUGGUGCUUCGGUUGGAUCGUUUGUACUUCCACCUUUACUAGAAAUUCUAAUUACUAAUUACGGUCUGAAGGGAUGCUUCUUACUCUUGGGUGGUGUUUUAAUGCAGGGUAUAGCCGCAGCUUGUUUGUAUCGUCAACCUAAGAGCGUAGAAGAAUCGCAGAAGACUGUCGACGAUAAAGAAAACAAAUGGAAGACCUUGAGAACCGCUGCAGAAGUUGGAAAAGAUCCCAUAUUUUUGAUCAUUUCUAUUAGCUUUGCCAUAUUCUUUUUGUUUAUAAAUAUCUACGGGACAGUUAUUGUCGACUUUGCAGUUGAUAGAGAAGUUAGUACUACGUCUUCAGUGUUUCUAGUUUCAGCUUAUGCUCUAUCAGAUAUGUGUGGACGAUUCGGAUCAGGAUGGAUUGUGGAUUUAGGAAUUAUGAAGAGAGUUAACGUUGUGGUCUUAUGUUUUUUAUCCAUGGGAUGUCUACUAUGUGUACUACCUCAAUUAUGGAGUUACACGGUGAUGAUGGUUUUAUCAUCCAUUCUUGGAUUUCUUUCCGGAUGCACGAUUAUUCAAGAAUCAGUUUUUUUAUCCGAAUAUCUAGGUAUAAAUAAAUUACCAGCUGCAGUCGGUUUGAGUAAUUUUAUUACUGGAUUGGUGGUAUUGCUGGUUCAAGCACCAAUAACAGGACACUUUAGAGAAAAGAUUGGAAGAUAUGAUUAUUUAUUUUAUCUCUUAGCUUCGCUUUUGUUUGCUUGCGCAUUUCUGUGGAUAUUGGAGCCUCUUAUACAAAGAAUUCGUGAUAAAAAUCUUCAGUGUGAUACAAAAUUGUAAAUAUCCAAGAAAAUUUAUUAAUUUGAUCAUUGUUUAAAUUAUUUUUUAUAUUAAA
Molecule: messenger RNA, 2738 nt
Organism: Centruroides sculpturatus (bark scorpion)
Lineage: Eukaryota; Metazoa; Arthropoda; Arachnida; Scorpiones; Buthidae
Product: monocarboxylate transporter 12-like
Exons: 8
Coding region: 140-2683 (847 amino acids)
Biological process (GO): transmembrane transport
Molecular function (GO): monocarboxylic acid transmembrane transporter activity
Source: RefSeq, a predicted model, not a curated record